This is a messenger RNA of Lynx canadensis (Canada lynx), 2635 nucleotides long. RefSeq names its product voltage dependent anion channel 3 (gene VDAC3). Lineage: Eukaryota; Metazoa; Chordata; Mammalia; Carnivora; Felidae. The transcript is spliced from 11 exons. Gene Ontology annotation, cellular component: mitochondrial outer membrane. Gene Ontology annotation, biological process: monoatomic anion transmembrane transport. Gene Ontology annotation, molecular function: voltage-gated monoatomic anion channel activity. The record is from RefSeq and is a predicted model, not a curated record. Bases 356 to 1210 code for a protein of 284 amino acids.
CGCACGCGCGCACACGGAGCCAGACAGUUGGGUUUGUCUCAGCUGUUCCUCUCCGCGCUCAGACCCCCGGCGCGCGACCCGGCGCGACACUACGGCGCAAACGCCGUGCGGGUGGGGGCGGCUAGGGGCGCGCAGGCGCCGCGGGGAGUGUGAGGCCGCGCAGGCGCGGACGGCGUUGGUUUGAAGAAGACCUUCAGCGUUGCCCUGGCGGAGCGGGGACAGGUCCUCUGGUUGGAGGUGAUGGAGCCGCAGCCCCGGCGUGGGGAGUGGCGCUCGGAACGCCGAGCCGCGACCCUGUCAACGCCUGGUGGGCCCACAGGACUUUUCUUUCCAGGCGUCAGGCCAGAAAGGAGAUAUGUGUAACACACCAACUUACUGUGACCUAGGAAAGGCCGCCAAGGAUGUCUUCAACAAAGGAUAUGGAUUUGGCAUGGUCAAAAUAGACCUGAGAACCAAGUCUUGUAGUGGAGUGAUGGAAUUUUCUACUUCUGGUCAUGCUUACACUGAUACAGGAAAAGCGUCAGGCAACCUAGAGACCAAAUAUAAGGUCUGUAACUAUGGACUUACCUUCACUCAGAAAUGGAACACAGAUAACACUCUUGGAACAGAAAUCUCUUUGGAGAAUAAGUUGGCUGAAGGGUUGAAACUGACUCUUGAUACCAUAUUUGUACCGAACACAGGAAAGAAGAGUGGAAAAUUGAAGGCCUCCUAUAAGCGGGAAUGUUUCAGUCUCGGCAGCAAUGUUGAUAUAGAUUUUUCUGGACCAACCAUCUAUGGCUGGGCUGUGUUAGCCUUUGAAGGUUGGCUUGCUGGCUAUCAGAUGAGUUUCGACACAGCCAAAUCCAAACUGUCACAGAAUAAUUUCGCUCUGGGUUACAAGGCCGCAGACUUCCAGCUGCACACUCAUGUGAAUGACGGCACUGAAUUUGGAGGGUCUAUCUACCAGAAGGUUAAUGAGAAGAUUGAAACAUCAAUAAACCUUGCUUGGACGGCUGGCAGUAACAAUACCCGUUUUGGCAUCGCUGCUAAAUACAAGCUGGACUGUAGAACUUCUCUAUCUGCUAAAGUAAAUAAUGCCAGCCUGAUUGGACUGGGUUAUACUCAGACUCUUCGACCAGGAGUCAAACUGACCCUAUCAGCUUUAAUCGACGGAAAGAACUUCAAUGCAGGAGGUCACAAGGUUGGGUUGGGAUUUGAGCUAGAAGCUUAAUGUGGUUUUGAGUAAAGCAUCCGAUUUGUCCCUGGAGGUGAAGAGAACCCACUAUGUUUUGGCCUUAAAAUUCUUCUGUGAAAUUUCAAAAGUGAACUUUUUAUUCUUCCAAAGAAUUGUAAUCCUCCCCACACUGAAGUCUAGAGAUCGCAAGUCCAUCCUGAGGGAGGUACUUGAAGGCAUGCCUGGAAGUUGUCAUGUUUGUGCCACAUUUCAGUUGAGUUCCACAGUGUUAUUUUAAAUGUGUUCCUCAGCGACAAUGUAGUGUCAUGUUACAAAGGAAAUGACCCAAUCCUCCAGUUUGUACAUCACGUCCUGCAUGUCCCACACCACUUUUUCAUGACCUUUUAAUAUAUUGGUCUCUGUGCUGUAGUGGAAUCCUUGGUUUUGCAUCAGAGUAAAAUAAAAUAAACCCAUCACAUUUGGAACAUAAUCGCUCAUCUGAUUUGCUAGUGAUGGUUUUCUUCUAUUUGGUGUGAUAGGUUUUGUUUUGAAAAAUACUCUCAUAGGUGAUGGGAUUUAGGUCUAAAGUGGUAUGUCUGGAAUGUCUGUGCUAUUGCCUGUCCCUUCCAUCUGUCUUUACGGCUCUGACUGUUCCUCUGCACUCAGGCUGAGGAGUGAAACAGUGAGUUUUGUUCUGCUGGACGCCUUUGUUGGGGUGCUUGCUUCCUAUCGCACUAAAGCAGGACCAUAUUGGUAGUUUAGUAAAGCUGCUGAGAAAGAGUGGGGGCGGGGGUGGUGAGUGGGCAGAAAGACGGGCAAAGGGGAGGGUACAGUUGGGGAAAUGCUGUUGGGAGGACACUGGUAGGUGGAGGCACGUCUGCAGCUCCUCCCAGGGCUUCAGGAAAGUGCUUUCGAUUACUGGAUCUAGAGAAAUGAUAACCCAAAAAUGGAGAUACCAGUUUGGAAAAGAAAUGAGUAGGCUCUAAUAUCUUCAGGGCUUACUGGUAAAUAUUGUCCUUUCCAAAAAUAGAACUCUUUUUGAAAUCUUUUUUUAAAAACAGUAUAUGCUGGUUGCAACAAAUUCACUCAGCUUAGACAUUAAAAGUGAAAAUUUGCAUUCCUCUCUCCAGUCCCUCUUUCUUCUACGACUUCUAACAGUUCGAUGUAUAUCUUUGCAGAUACUUUUCAGUGUCUUUAGAGAUUACAUAAAUAUAUGUAUAUAAUAUUAAAAUCCACAUCUUGUUUUGCAAUAUACUUUAUUUAUUGUUUAUUUAUUUUUAAGUAAUCUCUGCAUGUGAUGUGGGGCUUGAACUUAGAACCCUAAGAUCGAGAGUCAAUAUGUUCCAACCAACUGAGCCAGCCAGGCGUCCCACAAUAUACUUUUAAAUUUAACAUAUCAGAGUUCUUUUUAUGUUUGUUCAUAUAGAUCUGUCUUAUGUUUUUUAUUAUACUUGACUAUAAAUGUGAUAUUAUUGAACUAUU